Molecule: messenger RNA, 3260 nt
Organism: Benincasa hispida (wax gourd)
Lineage: Eukaryota; Viridiplantae; Streptophyta; Magnoliopsida; Cucurbitales; Cucurbitaceae
Product: early-responsive to dehydration stress protein (ERD4)
Cellular component (GO): plasma membrane
Molecular function (GO): calcium-activated cation channel activity
Source: RefSeq, a predicted model, not a curated record
AAAGAAAAUAAUAAUUUAAAAUUUCCCCCAAAUAAUUAAUAUUUUCAAAUUUCCGAUUUCAAUCUGGAGACUGGAGAGCCAUUCCCAAAAUCAAAAUCAAAAUCAAAAUCCGGUACGUGAAUCCUUUAAUUCCUACUCCAAGUCCAAGGAGAAGAUUGUUAAUUUUUAAUGGCGAAAUGGAGAUGAUUUGAUUCAAAGCCCUAAGGCCUUUCGAUUUCUUCGAAUUCGAGCUGUUUAUCGUUCGAAUUGAGGUAUCGAUGCGUUUUUUUCCAUUCAAUUUGUUGAUGCAGACUACUGUUUACACGCGAAGAAUCUCAAUUUUGAUUGCGUAAACCUUCGAUUUCCACGUUCAAAGAUCCGACGAAGCUCUUACUCGAUGAUUCCUUUUAAUUCCUCUGUGAUUCACUCUUCUUCUCCUCCUCCCUUCUCCGAUGACGGUGAUUUUACUUCCUGGUACGGUAAUAUUCAAUAUUUGUUGAAUAUCUCGAUUAUUGGCGCCUUCUCUUGCCUCUUCAUAUUUCUAUUUGUGAAGCUUCGAAGCGACCAUCGUCGAAUUCCUGGUCCUUCUGGAUUGGUUACCAAGCUUCUUGCGGUGUGGCAUGCGACUUGCCGGGAUAUUGCGCGCCAUUGUGGUGCAGAUGCCGCGCAGUUCCUUUUGAUCGAAGGUGGGAGCUGUGCGGUUUUACUAUCGAUUGCGGGUUUGUCGGUUGCAGUGUUGCUUCCGCUUAAUCUCUAUGCGGGAAAGGCUGUCUUGAAUGAUCAAUUCUCGAAGACGACGAUUAAUCACAUCGAGAAAGGUUCGGUUUUACUUUGGGUGCAUUUUGCUUUUGUGGUGGUGGUUGUUGUUUUUGUGCAUUUUGGUAUUUCUGCCAUCGAAAAGAGGUUAAAGAUAACGAGAUUUAGAGAUGGGAAUGGGAAUUUAAGUGAUCCCGCUGCUGAUUCGACUGCCAUUUUCACUAUAAUGGUGGAAGGAAUUCCUAAAACCUUAGAGGUUGAUAGGGCUGCGAUAUUGGAGUAUUUUCAGCAUAAGUAUCCUGGGAAGAUUUAUAGAAUCAUAAUGCCUAUGAAUUUAUGUGCUUUGGAUGAUUUGGCUACAGAAUUGGUCAAGGUUAGGGAAGAAAUAUCACGGUUAGUAGAACGGAUGCAUUCUCGUCUUGUACCUAAUGAAGAUGAAGAUGAAUCUAGAAGCAAUUGUUUGAAGGUUUUCUUUGGUUGGAUGCGGUAUAUUUGGAGGAGAGUAAAAGAUCUGUGGUGUCAGAUAAUGGAUAAAUUUGGUUACACAAAUGAGGAGAAGCUAAAACGGCUGCAAGAAUUGAGAGCCAACUUGGAGACUGAACUGGCUGCUUACAAGGAAGGGCGUGCACCUGGAGCUGGGGUUGCUUUUGUUAUGUUCAAGGAUAUCUAUGCUACCAAUAAAGCGGUUAUGGAUUUCCGAAAUGAAAAGAAGAGACGAAUUGGGAAGUUCUUUUCUGUCAUGGAGUUACGGCUUCAAAGAAACCAAUGGAAAGUUGAUCGUGCACCCUUGGCGACUGAUAUUUACUGGAAUCAUUUGGGAUCAACAAAACUGUCAUUAAGACUUCGGAGAAUAUUUGUGAACUCGUGCUUACUCUUAAUGCUUUUGUUCUUUAGCUCUCCUCUGGCUGUGAUCACGGCUGUAAAGAGUGCUGGGAGAAUUAUCAAUGCUGAAGUGAUGGAUAAUGCCCAGUCAUGGUUGGAUUGGGUGCAAAGUUCUAGCUGGCUAGGCAGUCUUAUUUUUCAGUUCCUGCCCAAUGUUAUUAUCUUUGUGAGUAUGUACAUAAUAAUUCCAUCAGCUCUUUCUUAUCUUUCGAAGUUUGAACGACAUCUUACUGUAUCUGGGGAGCAGAGAGCUGCACUUUUGAAGAUGGUUUGCUUUUUCCUGGUGAACCUCAUCCUUCUGAGGGCUCUGGUUGAGUCAUCUUUAGAGAGUGCAAUCCUUGGGAUGGGACAGUGCUAUUUGGAUAGAGAAGAUUGCAAGAGAAUUGAGCACUACAUGAGUACAUCUUUCCUUUCAAGAUCAUGCCUUUCAUCUGUUGCUUUUUUAAUCACGAGCACUUUCUUGGGCAUAUCUUUUGACUUAUUGGCUCCAAUACCAUGGAUAAAGAAGAAGAUUCGAAGGUUUCAAAAAAACGAUAUGCUCCAGCUGGUUCCUGAACAAAGUGAGGAGUACCCAUUAGAGUAUCAGGAAAUAGAUAGUCUUGAGAGAUCAUUACUUCCAGAUGACUCCCCUAGACUUAUUGAUAUGGAUUUUCGGGGACAAGAUCUUUCUGUAUAUCCCGUCAAUAGAACCUCAACUGCACCAAAACAGAAGUUUGAUUUUGCGCAAUACUAUGCGUUCAAUUUAACAAUUUUUGCCCUCACCAUGAUAUAUUCUUCGUUUGCUCCACUGGUGGUUCCGAUCGGUGCAGCAUACUUCGGAUAUAGAUAUGUCGUCGAUAAGUACAAUUUUCUAUUUGUUUAUAGAGUAAGCGGCUUUCCCGCUGGCAAUGAUGGGAAGUUGAUGGAUACAGUUCUCGGGAUCAUGCGAUUCUGUGUUGAUCUAUUCCUGCUCUCCAUGCUCUUGUUUUUCUCGGUAAACGGAGACUCGACGAAGCUGCAAGCGAUAUUCACACUUGGGUUAUUAGUUAUGUACAAACUGAUGCCUUCUUAUGAUGAUGGGUAUCAAAGAAUUCUGUUGGAGGGCAUUCAAACAGUUGAUUCAGUUGUAGAUGGAGCCAUUGAUUAUGAGGUCUAUUCGCAACCUAAAUUCGACUGGGACACAUAUCAGCAGCCAUGAUUUCCGCUUCGGCAUGCACUCAAACGUACGUUAGUUGAAUUGUAUCUUGCACUGUAAGUACAAUAGCUGAGGAACUUCAUUCGUUCUCUGACAAUUUACAUGUACUGUAAAGUAUACACUUUCUGAUGCAAUUGAUUUUUGUUCUCUCCCUCAUUUCCACGUGAUUUUCGAGCAAUCGGGACUGUGACUUAUCUCUUGCUGGCUAGACAUGCAUUCAUUUUCAACCCAUGAUAUUGCAAACUUUUUGGAUCAGGAUCAAGAUCCAUCGCCAAACCCACUGAUAGCUGCACCCGAGAACUGACCUCUUUUUUUGGUCAUUUUUUAGAUUACCAUUUGCUGUUUUUUAGUUGAGAUUCUGUCAUUUCAUAUGCUAAAACAUUAGCAUCUCUGAAAAAGAAUGAUCAAUGUUGAGAUUCAUAUGUUUUAAAUACACUUAGUUGUAUAUUGUUAACUGAAUUAGUUUGCA